GUCGCGAACUAUCGUGUUGGUUUAGUUGAAUCGACAUAAUCGGGCGAAUGUUUCACUCUUUUUACACGGUUGUUUUUUUGUCUAUUUUUACUGCAGUUAUGAAGGGCCCUAAAUCCUUUAAUGUCGAAAAUGACUUUUGUUUUACUAAGGAAGAUUGUUACGAGUAUAACCUUCCAACUUUUUUCAUAUCUUUAAAAGCCUCAUCCUGGCUGGAGGAAGAAAUAUUGGCUGAAAAGAUUGUAAGCUUAAACUCGUGUGUUAUUCAAGACGCAGAAACUGGAUUAAGCGUCAUUACUCAAGGAUUUACAAAAUUACAAAACAUCGACGAGCUUCCGGACUCUUUAACUGACUUUGCAAAGCAUGUAUUGACCCACUACAAAAGACCAGCAGUAAAAAAACGCUUCCAACAUCAUUUUGAAACUACCUUUGACCACUAUUCCGUACAGAACUCAAAAAUACAAGCUACGAACAGCCUUCUUAAAGAAAGCUAUCGUAUCCAUACCAGUUUGGGAACUGUCACGGCAGACGAAAUCAUCGGUUGUGGCACAUCAUAUCACUCUGAUGACAGCCAAAAGUCGGAAGAUUACCACCCACAAAGAUCAAGGAACUACACUGUUGACAAAAUCUGUGAAGACCCUGGAUCCCCGCAAGAUUCGAUUCUGAUGAGUCAACUGAGAGAGUUUAGGCAUCGCUCAGUCGAGUUAAGCAAGAUUGACGUGAAUCAGAUUUCGGACCUACGUCUUCUUUCUUUAGACUUUAUCUAUCUUUUUUCAGAGGAGAUUGAUAAGUCGGUGACCAAGUAUUUGGGGACAGAAGGCCACCUUUCACACGUUCCUGAGUUUGCUUGUGACAGGCCGAAAGAUAUUGAUCCAGUCACUUUUAACUGGUGUAUGAAACUUGCCAAUUUCCGCUUCAACGACAACAACAAUAAAUGGAUGGAGCUACAAAAGACCACCAUUGCUAUGUUAAACGAGGCAAUUACAAAUUAUGAUAAGCCAGUUGUCCAAGUCGCCAAUUUGCUUCACACAGUGUCAGUACCUAUUUUUCCCUCCACCUCAGGUCAUUGUCACACAGAUACUCAAGCUUUUUUUAAUUUUAAUUGUAGAGCACCGCGAUUACUUAUCAACCCAAACGAAUCCAAAGUUGAGGACACACACAUCCAUAAUUUUGUGUCGUACAUCAUCAAACUGGUAUUUGGAAUUGAAGACAUCCUGAAGCAUGAGUGGGCAAACGGUAGGUUGCACAGUGAAAAGACCGGAAAGUUCAAGCCUGAUUACGUGGCAUACGUCAGAACAAGGAGCACACGCCAUGAUCUUACCAUAGCUGAAGUCAAGCCUACUGAAUCCAGUUCUCGUAAGCCGCCAUCUGAUUUGGUGAAGUUAGGUCAACAGAUGAAAUUGAUGCUGAACAACCUCGUAAGCUACAAGAUUCCUAACCCUGUAGUAUGUGGAAUUCUGGUUGAAGGAAAAAAGUGCUCAUUGUAUAAAAUGGAUAUUGUUGGACCAGCUUUCUAUCGUAUGGUACAUGUUGUUUCGUUCUCAUUGUGCACCAACAAAUCUGAAGUAAGCUUGAUUCCAAAUAUGUUUAUGUGGAUGUCGUGUUUAAAGGAUAUCACAAUCGAAACAGCCAAGCAGAUAGAACAAACUGAAAUAGCAAGGGCGAAAGGUAAAGGAAAAAGAAAGCUUGAUGAUUUUAUUCCGGAGUCGUGGGUUCGAAGGGGUUCUUGUGCUUAUAAGUACAGUAAAACCAUACAAUGAUUAGUUGGAAUAAUAAAAAAUGAAUAAAUACGUAUCACGUUAAUAGGCAUAGACUAUUUUCUGGAUGUGUAUAGACGUAAAAGAUUUCUGUAAGUUUGAUAAGAUUGGCAGGUCACACUGAGGGCAAUAAAAACAUGGUACUAUGGAACCGAUUUUAUAAACACUGGAUUUCAUAUCCUGAUAAAAAAGGCUUACCCCUCUAAUUAUACC
Mucor mucedo is the source of this 1967-nucleotide messenger RNA. RefSeq lists its product as uncharacterized. The coding region runs from base 48 to 1757 and encodes 569 amino acids. The record is from RefSeq and is a predicted model, not a curated record. The transcript has 7 exons. NCBI's taxonomy places the organism in Eukaryota, Fungi, Mucoromycota, Mucoromycetes, Mucorales, Mucoraceae.